AUGGGCGCCAUCUCCGCAGUCUUUCUCAUCCUCAUCACCAUCCUUGUCCCGCCCGUCGGUGUAUACGCCGUCGCUGGCUGUGGAAUGGAUCUCCUCGUCAACAUCUGCUUGACGAUCUUGGGAUACAUUCCCGGCCACAUCCACGCCUUCUAUCUCGAAUACGUGUACUACGAUCGCAAGGAACAGGCACGGGAGGGCCGCAUCAUCACUGGUCGCGCGCCAGGUGUUUACAGCGACAACGUGCAGAGCGGUGGCCACGGUUACGGAACUAUUGCCCAGGGCACGGCGUAG
Messenger RNA from Colletotrichum spaethianum, 291 nucleotides. Its product is annotated as plasma membrane proteolipid 3. The transcript is spliced from 3 exons. Gene Ontology annotation, cellular component: membrane. Lineage: Eukaryota; Fungi; Ascomycota; Sordariomycetes; Glomerellales; Glomerellaceae. The record is from RefSeq and is a predicted model, not a curated record. Bases 1 to 291 code for a protein of 96 amino acids.